AUGGGAUUGAAUCCUGAUUUUUAUGGGCCUUUACGAACUCAAAUUCUUUCGCAAGAACCUCUACCCAGUCUUGAUCGUGCUUAUCAGUUAGUCACCCAAGAAGAACGGGUGCGAACAUCAAGGCUCGUGGUUGAUCAUAAACCGCCAGACGUUCUUGGCUUUGCUGUUCGUACUGAGGCAGUGGUUCCUCUGAGCGACCACUUUGUUCUAAAUGUAAUAAGCUUGGUCACGAAGCCUCUCGUUGUUGGGCUGAUACUACUUGUGGUCAUUGCAAGAAACGUGGGCAUGAUUCCAGUUAUUGCUAUGAAGUUGUUGGCUAUCCGGACAGAUGGUUUGCUGGGAAGAAAUCUUCCAGUUGGGGUAGAGGGCAAGUGUGUGCUAAUGUAA
Molecule: messenger RNA, 387 nt
Organism: Amaranthus tricolor (Joseph's coat)
Lineage: Eukaryota; Viridiplantae; Streptophyta; Magnoliopsida; Caryophyllales; Amaranthaceae
Exons: 1
Coding region: 1-387 (128 amino acids)
Source: RefSeq, a predicted model, not a curated record